Molecule: messenger RNA, 1488 nt
Organism: Rotaria sp. Silwood2
Lineage: Eukaryota; Metazoa; Rotifera; Eurotatoria; Philodinida; Philodinidae
Source: the annotation of a GenBank genome assembly
AUGGAAAUCGAUGAGGACGACGAUAAGGCAAUGAGAGACCUAGUGACCUAUUGCCAAAAACAAAACAUCUACGAAUCUCAAUUAAAGGAUUUUCAGCGUGAAUACUAUCAGAAAACGCCAAUCUGGUGGUAUACUCGUGAAUUUUUUCUCUAUGGUAUGCUCAACAAGGCUUUACGUUCACUUGAGAUGGAAGCCAUGAUCAAAAUGGGCUUUUUUAUCCGUAGUCUCCAUCAACAAUUAGAAAAGCUGCACAAAGAACAAUCAAAUGCGAAUAUGGAAAAAUUUAUCGUUUAUCGUGGUCAGGGGCUCAGUGAACAGGACUUUCGACAUUUAGUGAACACGAAAGGUGGACUGCUCUCAUUUAACAAUUUCUUGUCGACUAGUACAGAACAACAAGUAGCUGUGGAGUUUCUUGAACGUGCACUGUACAAAAAUAAAGACAUUGUGGGCAUUCUCUUUGUUAUGACAAUCGAUCCAACGAAAGUUUCGAGUUCGACUACUACGUUCGCACUUAUUGAUGAAUAUAGUGCUGUUAAAAGUGAAAAAGAAAUUCUCUUUUCAAUGCAUACUGUUUUUCGUGUCGGUGAUAUGAAACAUAGAAUCAACAAUAGUCACAUCUGGGAAGUUCAAUUGAUUCUCACCGACGACAAUGAUUUAGAACUGGCUGCUCUCACCAAAUGCAUACAAGGCGAGCUCUGUGGAUCCACAGAAUGGCAUCGAUUGGGAGACUUAAUGAUUCAAAUGGGUCACUUCAAUCAAGCUGAAGAAGUCUACAAUGAAUUACUCAAGAAUAUUUCAUGCGACAAUGAUAGAGCGCGCAUCUAUCACCAACUUGGAUGGGUGAAAGACGAUCAAGGACAAUACCGAGAAGCAAUUUCAUUUUAUGAGAAAUAUCUCGAAAUCAAGCAAAAAACUAUCUGUGAAGAUCAUCCUUUAUUGGCGGCUACCUACAACAACAUCGGUUUAGCGUAUAACAAUAUGGGAGACUACUCGAAAGCACUUGAAUUUUACGAAAAAGCACAUAAAAUUGAAGAAAAAGCUAUGCCUUCGGAUCAUCCCGAUAUGGCUAAUUCUUACAACAACAUCGGCCUUGUGUAUAACAACAUGGGUGACUAUUCGAAAGCACUUGAAUUUUACGAAAAAGCGCUUAAAAUUAAAGAAAAAACUCUGCCUCCGAAUCAUCCUGAUUUGGCUAUUGCUUAUGACAACACCGGUGCAGCGUAUUACGACACGGGUGACUACUCAAAAGCACUUGAGUUGUAUGAAAAAGCAAAUAAAAUAUUCGAAAAAGCUCUGCCGCCAAAUCAUCCCAAUUUAGCUUCUUCCUACAACAACAUCGGCAAUGCCUAUAGUGCCAUGGGUGACUACUCCAAAGCAAUUUCAUUUUUAGAACUGGCGUUUGCUAUUGGACAGAAAUCACUUCCACCAACACAUCCUCUACUCAAAACAUUCAUAAGUAGUCUUGACUAUGUAAAAAAGAAGUUGUAA